Miscanthus lutarioriparius is the source of this 384-nucleotide messenger RNA. The record is from the annotation of a GenBank genome assembly. NCBI's taxonomy places the organism in Eukaryota, Viridiplantae, Streptophyta, Magnoliopsida, Poales, Poaceae.
AUGGCGCGGCUGGAGAUCGUGGACCUCCUCGUGCUGGACGCGGCGGCCGAGUCCGCGUGCUGGAGGGGACGGCGAGGCCGGGGCCCGGCGCUGAGGGGCAUGGUCGUGGUGCGCCACGGCGACACCGGCAUCGGCGGCGUCCGGCGUCGCGCCGCCGUGGGGACGAUGGCGGCCGGGACCGGGGUCGUGCGCGCGGCCUACCUCCCCAUCGGCGCCGGCGGCGUCGAGGUGCUGCACGUCGGGGUCGGCAAGGGGCCCAGCCUGCCGACGACCACGCAGCAGCUGCACGGCCACAGAAGGAGGCACCCCGCCGGAGGCCGUGGGCGGUGGAUCCGCCACGUUAACCACCGCACCGGCGAGGAGCACGUCUUCCGGCGCCAGUAG